AUCAUGUUGUCGAUAUUUUGUGGGAUAGGCGAAGGAUCGUCUGGAUACACCUGUGUGUUUAUCUGUUUGUGUGAAUUUUAUUUGCAAGUUUCCGUGCGUAGUUUGUCCGUCACAUGAAUCAGCUCGUGCUUGAACGUUGUUAUUCUUGUUUGACAUGACUUUAGAAGAUCCAUUUUACGUCGUCAAAGAUGAGGUGUUCAAAGCAUUGAACAAAACACGCGGCCUAUACCUCAGGUGGCAGGAGAUUUCGAAGGCGCCCACUAUACCCAAUAGUCCUGAAGUGGAAUGGACUUCAACGGAGUUGAGGAACGCUCUCCGUAGUAUUGAAUGGGACUUAGAGGACUUAGAAGAUACUAUCAGUAUCGUAGAAAAAAAUUCAUCAAAAUUCAAAAUUGACAAUAAAGAAAUUUCGGAAAGACGGAGUUUUAUAGAAGCUACGAAGCAAGAAGUGAAGGUGAUGAAAAGUAAAAUGAGCCUGAACAGAAAUCGAGACAACGAUGGAACGGCUCGAGAGCCAUUGCUGGGCGACGAAAGUCCAGUGCACAACAUGAGUAAUGUUUGGACAGCUACGCCUAAAUAUACGAAAUACUCGAAACUUGCCAACCAGACCGACAGUCCUAAUCGGUUCGACUAUGACAGUGAUAUCAUGUCCAUGCAAGAGAAGAUGCUGACGAGCCAAAAUGACCAGCUGCAAGUGAUCAGCCACUCUGUCGGGUCAUUGAAAACUGUUUCUAAACAGAUUGGCAUCGAAUUGGACGAGCAAGCAGUGAUGCUUGACGAUUUGAAUACAGAACUUGAAAAUGCUGAUUCUAAACUAGAUUCGACGUUAAAGAAAGUCGCUAAGGUGCUCCAUAUGAAUAACGAUCGACGCCAGUGGCUGGCGAUAUUAAUCCUGGUAGGCCUUCUAAUGAUAAUAUUAAUAUUAUUUGUUAUAAUUUGAAGCAAGUUUCAAAUAGAUUUUGUUUCAAUAAAUGUUAAAUCAUGUUUGUAGCUAAGUGAUAUAUAAUUAUAUGAUAACGUCAUACUAUCUAUAAUCUGUCUGUACUAUCACUUUGUAGAUAUUAUCAAUUAGAAUUGUAACUGAAUUGUUCAUUUAAGUCUUAUUUAUAUUAUGUUAGCUAGCUAGUUAAAUGUUUGAAUGUGUUGCUUGGACACCGUCUUCCGUUGAAUUUUGAUGUUUAGAAUAUGUUUAAUAUCCCUGUCUUAUCUGAAAGAAGCCAAAUAGAAAAUUAUACAUAUAUAGGUAGAUUGAAAAAAUUAAGACAUUACAACGUGUGGUAGGUAUUUGAUGUACUACAUUUAUGACGAUGCUAAUAUAAGAUUCUCACGUUCACAGAUAGGAAAGGGAUUUUUUAACAUUUAGAUAUUUUUAAUGUAUCAGCAUACAUUUUCAGCAGCACUCCUGUUUGCACCUUUUAUAAGGUAAUAGGAUUUUUAUAUUCUCAAAUGUCGCGUGAAUAGUUUUAUUAUUGUAUAAGGUAACAGCAGAAACAUUGCUUAGCUUAAGAAAGAUUGUGCUAGACAACGUCUAGCAGUAUAUGUAGAUUAAAAAAAAGCCCUGGUUUGGUGAGCAUUAAGUUAGAUGUUAGUUAUAACUGUAACUAGUGUGAUACGGCUUACUAAAUUUAUAUUUUUAAUUCAUGUUAUUAGUGUUGUUAGAAGCCUCGUUGUUGUUUCCCUCGCUAUUAUAGUCGCUAGUGUCGUCCACGGCUGGACAAGUUUCCUACAGUAACCACGAUUGUUUUGUGUGACAUAGUGCCAUUGUUGAACAGGAGACCAGCAGCAGAUCGUUUGUCCAACUACUAAAUUAGCUCUCCGACUAAUUUUAGUAGCGUAGUGAGUCUUUAUUAAGCUAAGAUUAGUAUAGGCAAACUCAGGUCUAAAAUUCUCAUGGUUAUUUGGACAAUAAGGGUUAUUUACGAACUGAUACGAACCCUAUAUUUAUUAAUCAGAUAGAAUUCCAAAGAUUAGCAUAGAUACUAUGAUAACUACUACCUCGUAAGAGUUUAAUGGGCAAGGGAAACCCAAACAAACGUCGGAAGGUAUAUUUGAAAGUUAUUUUGAAGUGGUACAUGUUUUGGCCGGACUUACUAAAGCGGGGAUGUAAAGUUGUACGUGUUAUUUUAUUAUUGAUCGUUGUGUGACAAGGAGUGGGACUAGCGGGACCAGUAUCUCGCUGAGACCCAUCUCCGCUAUUAUUUUGCCAAAUAACGCCACUGACAAUGAGGGUAGAGGAGAUGAAAUGAAAUAAGAAAAUGAUGUGAUGUGAAUAACGAAAUUUUAUUGGUGAUUUCAUCUCCGCUUUGGUGCAGCCUGAGUAUUAGCAUGUGAAGAGAAGUCAUGUCCCGAAUAUAUACAUGCCUUACGCAUCGAUUUAGGUUUGGUGCCAGUGAUCGCCUUGAGAAUAUUGUUGCAAGCCUUUUAGUGUUGGUCGCAUGGCUUGCGUGCUUCAGCCUGGGGCUACGUAAUCACAGCACAUGCCUCGCAGUCUCACUUUAAUAGGUAAUUUAGGAUAGAUGCAAUUUUAUAGAUUAAAUGGUUGUAUUUACUAAGUAUAACAUUUCUGAUACAAUUCUAAUAUUGAAACCAAGUGACUCCAAAAAUGUACCUAUGAUAACACAAGUGGAAGAAAACAUUUAAAGAUUAUAUUUUAUUACAUUGGAUAGUAGUUAGGAUGGAUCCAGCUCUUUACUGAUUGUUACUUUUAGCUGAGCGCAUAUAUUAUAUAUUUUAUUAUAUAUUAUACAAUAAAUAGCAAUAACCAAAUGAAUUAUAUAGAAUUAUAGACAGCGUCAUAUUUUUAUGUAGAUUGGUAAGAACAGUGAGUAAUAAUUUUGCAAUAAUAUUAUAAUAAUUAUGUCACACGUAUUUUAUCAAACCAGCAGGAAAUAUGUAAUGAGAUGUGGAAUACAAGAUUACUGAUUGAUUAAUAAGUACAAUACACUCCAAUAAUAUAAUGAUUAAGGUUUGAAGCAACUUUCACUGCCUUCUUGAAAUCUUGUAAAGUAUGGGUGAAUACAUAGAAAGAUGGGAACAUGUAUGGUUUGAUAAAUACCUAUAUGGUUUUAUACCUAUUAUAUUUAUACACGGCUAUUACACACAAGGCAAUAGAUUAUCAUAUUAUAUUAGAGAUGAUUAGAGUCGUAUCUACGUUUAGUAACAGAAAUAUUCAUUUGUUUAUAUUUAAGAACAUUAUUUUCCUACAUCAUUAUGGUAGGGGAGCCCAUGAAGGGAUUUCGGUAGUUAUUCGAGUGCGUCAGAUUAACAUAUAUGGGUUAUACCUAGUGCCAUGUUGAAUUUACCCACAAUAUACCGAGCUGAUUAGAUGGGGGGAUUAAAAAAAUCUAAAUAAAUCGAGUCAGUUUUGUGAGAUUAAGGGGAGAGAGGUCGAUAGCAUGAUAAAGGAAAUGAAUUUAAAAAAUCUGCCCAUUAAGGGUAAGGUAUCGGAGACGCAUGUAGCAUGUAUAUUAUCAAUAUCUGACACGCUCGACCACUAGAACAAAAGUUACGCGUAACAAUUUUAAAGUUCGGUCGAUUCGACGCUCGAGUAAAUCUAUUAUGGGCCCUACUAUUAUUGUUUAUUUCAUAGAUUCCUUUGUGUAAUUAGAGUAUUGUUGCAAUGUAAGUAUUUAGUGUGUUACAGAAGUCUGUGAAUAUCUAAAAUAUUUAUUGGGUAAUUUGUAGUACUGGCUUCUCGGCCUAUACGAACAAGACAAUGUAUCGCCUGAUACGUAUAUAAUAUAUUAUGUUCAUAGACAGCUGUAAUGUCGAUAUUGUUGUAAUAAUUAUUGUAUUUUGUGUUAAUAUUGCUUCCUAUGUACCGUCUAGUUUAAUUAUAUAAUUAUAGUUAUUUAUGUUUAUUAUAAUUAUAAAGAUGAAUAUUUGUA
This is a messenger RNA of Spodoptera frugiperda (fall armyworm), 3887 nucleotides long. RefSeq names its product syntaxin-6 (gene Syx6). The record is from RefSeq and is a predicted model, not a curated record. The coding region runs from base 155 to 940 and encodes 261 amino acids. The transcript has 6 exons. Gene Ontology annotation, cellular component: synaptic vesicle membrane; SNARE complex; endomembrane system. NCBI's taxonomy places the organism in Eukaryota, Metazoa, Arthropoda, Insecta, Lepidoptera, Noctuidae. Gene Ontology annotation, molecular function: SNAP receptor activity; SNARE binding. Gene Ontology annotation, biological process: Golgi vesicle transport; intracellular protein transport; vesicle fusion.